Cervus elaphus (red deer) is the source of this 6438-nucleotide messenger RNA. It is a transcript of the gene RGS8, whose product is annotated as regulator of G protein signaling 8. Bases 1082 to 1624 code for a protein of 180 amino acids. The transcript is spliced from 9 exons. The record is from RefSeq and is a predicted model, not a curated record. NCBI's taxonomy places the organism in Eukaryota, Metazoa, Chordata, Mammalia, Artiodactyla, Cervidae.
UUGUUGGCUACGGCAGGAGAGACCUCUUUGAGGCUGAGCCUUUGUCUUUUGCGUCCAUCCCGGUCUGUUUUUGGGCCGAGGAAGGUUCUCCUCUCUCCUGAGGCCAGUUACCCUGUUUCACCCCCUUCCCUGCUUUGCAACCCGGGGGACCUCCUCCGUCCCCACCUCCACCCUCAGACCCCGGUGGGCUCUGCUUCUCCCUGCCUUCUCCAGCGCACUGGCCCCUCCGAGGCAGCUGCCAGUGAGCCCGCUGUCAGCGGGAGAGCCUCAUAGGCAGUGCCAUCCUGCUCCAGUCUGCGGUCCUCCCCCGACUCUGCGUGGCAGCGCGCAUCAUCUGUCAGCGCCCCCUCCCCUCCCUCCGCUUCCCCACCCCCUUCCCCAGGCGCUCGCUGCCUUCCCGGUUCAUGAGAUGCAAAGCCCGGCAGGCGGGUGAGGAGCCAGCAGGAGCCGCAUGUUGCAGCUGCCCUGCUUGGGGCACCCCCCACCCCCCGAGGUGAGGUGAGCCGCCCCUCGGCAGCCCUCUCCCAUGUGCCAGGAGGUGGCUGACUCGGUCACUCAGGGCUUCACCGAGCCAUGCUCAGCUGGGGCCGGCGCCAGCCAAACCUUCCCAGCUGCACUUCCCUCCGCCAGACAGGUGAUGCUCACACUGCUGGUCCAGGGACCACACUCGGAGAAUUACUGUACUAGGGCAAGCAGGAAGAGAGAGUCCUCCCUGCGGAACGGAACCGGGCAGUGUGAAGAUCCAUGUGGAGCUCCUUACCUGCAGCCUCUCUGACCAUCCUGUUGGCAAAGACCCGCAGGCCAUGAGGACUGGUCAAAGACACCUGUGCCUGUGAUCCCCGCCGAGGGGCAAACCUGAGAGGCGACAGUGCCUGACGUGCCUCCCUUGGAGUUCCUCCAACCUUCCUCCCGCUCUCGCCCUCCCCGGGCUCCGGGCUCCGGCACUCCCACCUCCGGGACAGGUCCCCUCGGAGGGAGGUGAGAGGACGUGAAAGGGUAAAUCCCUGAGCCCUGCAGUCUUAUCUCCCGCCCCGUCGUCCCUGCACAUCAGCCAGAGGGUUAACCAUAAGUGGGCGCCCGUAUGGCCGCUUUACUGAUGCCACGCAGGAACAAAGGGAUGAGGACUCGACUGGGAUGCCUGUCUCACAAGUCUGACUCUUGUAGUGAUUUCACAGCCAUUCUUCCCGACAAACCCAACCGUGCUCUAAAGAGACUAUCCACAGAAGAAGCUACGAGGUGGGCGGAUUCCUUUGAUGUACUUCUCUCCCAUAAGUAUGGAGUGGCUGCCUUCCGCGCCUUCCUGAAGACGGAGUUCAGUGAAGAGAACCUGGAGUUCUGGUUGGCCUGUGAGGAGUUCAAGAAGACCAGGUCAACCGCCAAACUGGUCUCCAAGGCCCAUAGAAUCUUUGAGGAGUUUGUGGAUGUGCAGGCUCCGCGGGAGGUAAACAUAGACUUCCAGACCCGAGAAGCCACGAGGAAGAACAUGCAAGAGCCAUCCCUGACUUGUUUUGACCAAGCCCAGGGCAAAGUACACAGUCUCAUGGAGAAAGACUCUUACCCCCGGUUCCUGAGGUCCAAAAUGUACUUAGAUUUGCUGUCCCAAAGCCAGAGGCGGCUCAGUUAGAACUCAGAUGGGGACUCUUGGAGAUCACCGGCUUCCCCCUCCCCUUGCUGCCAAGACCAUAUUCUAAUGUGAAGUGUCAUAGGUGUUCAAAAGCAGUGGCGAUUAGGUUGGGAGGCCAGGAGUAAGGAACGGAUGAAGGGCCAUUCCAAAGUCUGAUCCAGCCACCAGAGCUCGGACUCUGUCCUAUCCCCUUUACCCAUGUUUGUGUUUUGGUUAGUGGUAGUACAUUGUCCCCUUCUCUGGGUUGGCAACUUGCCUUUCAUAAGGCCUUGGGUCAUCUCCACCAAGAAGGGAGAUUUGCUGCGCUGGGCUAAUCUGUAAAUAACACAAAUGCAGUUUCUACCACUUCCACACGCUCCUCAUUUAGGAUUCCCAACUCUCGAACUUGUCCUAGACCCCUGUGAGGAAGGGCUAGAAGACUCUGGAUCACAUUUGUGAUUUGCUGUUAUGAUGUAAUGGCCAGUCCUGGGUGCUGAGACCUCAGUGGUAUCUGGGGUUCUCAACACUGUCACUGACAGGUGGUCUCUGAGGAAAGGGACAAACUCCAUGGAGUUGGCUAUUUCUUCCAUUUCCAUAGGACCAGUAUGAAAGGCUGUGAUCACUGCCCAUCUCAACCUAGGAAAUUCACAAGACUCCUAUACACUUGCAAAUCCAGGAAGGAUCUUGGGAGACGUCCUUCAUCAUGUCUGAUGUAGAUGAGCUGCUAUUGAGAAAUAGACAGCCUGCAAGUCUUCCUCAGUUCUGCCAAGAAGUUUUCCAGAAGUUGAAUGAACAGGGAAUGUAGCACCAGUAGACUUUUGGGCAGUGGGGCACCAUAUAACCUCUCUGUUGCUUAAUGUACGCUCUGCCCUCACCUCCCUGUGGCAUCACACAUCAUUGGCCCCAUAGAAUGAUGGACGGCUUGGUAAAUGGAGGUGAAUUCCCUUAGCACGGACAGCUCUCACGUGCCUAAUACUUUCCCUGUCUCUCCCUCUUUCCCCCCCUCCAUGCAGGUCAUGUAAUUCUGAUGGGGGAGAAUGGGAACUUAGGCUGUCACUCUCUUUCCAGCUUGCUUCCUGAGAGCAUGCUUUCUUAGAAAGGUCCCUCUCAUGAGGGCCAUCUUGGCUGAUCAGCAGCUUCCUUCUUGAUGUUUUGGGACUGAACAUGGAAGCGAAAGUGAGACUGAGAAGAUCACUGUGAACAUCUGCUUUAUGGAGAACCUUCCUUCAAGAUGACUUCAUGGUACCCUGGCACUGCUCUUGGAAGUACAUCAGGACACUCUUCCUUGGGUGGUGAGUGAGAUGCAGGAAACCUUUUUCCAGCUGCCCAGGAAGAAGCUGACUUUGGUCCAAGACUGUGGUGCCAGGGAGAUGAAGCCUCAGCAGAGAGACCAGAUAGUGGAAGAGGAGCCUGGGAGAUGCUGGUCUCCUGGUAGACCGAAUCAGAGAGAACAGGCUGGAGGUCGAUCGGGGUGAUUGACAGCCGAUGGAUUUGGAUUCACUGCAGAGUUCCAAAGCUUUCAGCUGGACUAAAUGAAGCUACACAGGUGUGGGUUCUUCAGUGCAGGUGACUGAGGCCUUGGUGGAAGCUGUCUCCUCCUGGGGGAAGGAUGGGCCUCUUUAAAUGUGAGGGUGUUCCACAUUUGCGUUCUCGUCCAGCAGCUUCAUGAAUCUCUUCCUUCCUCAGCUAUAGCUGCAACAGGCCAAGAAGGCUCUUGAGUCCCACUGGCAGGGUCCGCUGCCCUGCUGUGUGUCUAUGAGCAUCUGUGAGUGAGGGUUGAUGUGUCUGUAUAAACCAUCAAGGACAGAGAACACAGGACUGCUGAAGAGCCCUGCGGAAUUUCACGUUCUAGGACUCUGCAGCCUCCUGUGGGUGUUCCUAGUUAGAGCGGGUAGUAUUCUCCCGUCCCCACUGGUGAAAAACCAUCCUUAGCUUACGCUGCCAGAAUUAAUUUAAUGAUCAAAUUCUUGAACAGGGUAUUUCCAUCGUUGUUUACAUACAAAACGUGCAUCUGCUGCCAAAUCUACUGUUGAACACGAAGGGCAUGUAAAUUGGAACAGCACAGAGUUAUGGAAAUGCGAAAUGUUCUAAGAGGGGCCUUUUUACCACUUCCACUGUCCCUGGGAGAAAAGUCUGAACAAGAGCAUUGUGCGGGGGCCUCAUUUGGAGCCUAGAGUUCUUGCUAAACUAUUGGUGGAAGGAAGGCAGCAGAUGGUAGUGUCAUGGCACCCAGUGACUUCCUCCCAUGAUGGGGAGGUGUGAAGGACCCAGCUUGGGUAUCCUGAAAUUUGACACUAAGUGAGGGUGGGUGGGCUUGUGUUUGUGUGUAGAGGAAUGUGAUAGCUGUGUUUAUGGUACUCCCGUGGAAUGUGUGUGUGUGUGUGUGUGUGUGUGAGAGAGAGAGAGAGAGAGACAAUUAAGAGCACUAGACUUGUACACCACAGAGAUGAUCUUCCCAUGGGUGGAGCUUUCCUCACACCCUUUAUGUCCUGCUUCCCACAAGAGGCACAGAGCUCUCUGCUCUGAUUCUACUUUCAGGCACUUUGGUCAUGCCAACCCAGAUUCUGGUCUGUGACUAAACAAAGAGAAAUGUUUACAACAUCUAGAGCAAUAUCCGAGCAUACCUCAUCCCUGACCUUCCCCAUCACCCUGUCCCACACGCUCCCCUGCCCUCUUCACAAGCCCUCCUCUGCCUCGUUAGGGGGGCACUCCCAGGGGUCGCUUCUCCCAUUUGCCGUCUUCCUUGGGGCCUCGUGCCGGGCUUGUGCUGUGGACUGCCUUCCAGGUGCAAGCCAUGCAGUGGGCCGGGCAGAGCUGUGACAUUUAAGGCUGCUCUCAUCCCUGAGUGGCCUUUCAGCCCCACAUGAGUAUUAACCCAUUUGGGGGCUGGUGUGAGAUUUUCUGUUGCCCUUGCUAAACCAAAUAGAACAUCAUCAAUGACAACCCUUCAGAGCUCUGGGCACCUCUGGGGUGAGGAAGGAUCCCUGAGCAGCAUCUAUUAUGAAACCUGAGGAUGUGCAGAGGUUACCCAGAAAGCCUGUUACGAUUGCUAAUUCCCAGCUUCCACACCCAGAGAUGCUGAUCUGAUAGAUCUGGGGUGGGAUUCAAAAAUCUGCAUUUUUAAUAAGUUCCCAGGUACGUAGUGGCCUGUGAACCAUACUUUGAAAAAAGAUGGUCUAAGACAGAAGCUCUCCCCCUUGGCUGUUCAUUGGAAUCACCCGGGGAGUUUAAAAAACCCAAACAUCCAGAAUCCACCCUAGAAGAGCUUGGGGUUGGAACUCAAGCAUCAGUAGUUUUUAAAGCUCCACAGGUGAACCCAAUAUGCAGAUGAGGUUGGGAAGCUGGGCCUGAGGAAUGGGGGCGGGGCGGGGGGGUGGUCUCCAGCUGGUCCCAGAGGGCUAGAGCACAUCCAGCCACAAACAAGCACAAUAACCAGGAACCUGCCAACCCUGAAUCUGACUCUUAGGGUGGCUGUCUCUGUGCCCUCUCUGACUUGCUCUUUUGAGAUAAAAAUAUUUCUGUCCCAGCUGCAUGCAUGGGGUAUGCCAAUGGUGGGGGCUGAAGGGGUCCUCGGGGUUUUCUAUGCCUCCCGGGUCUUGUUCACAGGGCUUCCUCCAAGCUUGCCUCGUGGGCUGCUUCUCUGUUUUCUGUUUGUGUUCAUGCACUCAUGUGCUUGCUCAUUUCAUGUUAGGCUGUGCCUCUGUACCCAAGGCCGUGAAACAUGGGAGCUGGUCUUAGGUAGCGGGUGAGGAGCGCAUGGCAGUAAUAACAGUGGUAGCAUGACAGUUUCAGAUUUCUCAGUGGAGGGUGUCAUACCCUCAGAACUGCAAGCUCUUUGAGGCUUUCUCUGCCAAGGCCGCCGUGGGGUUUGGGUUGUUGCUCUGUGCCCUCACCAUUCCCUUGUUGGUCUCAAGCCGAGUGGGCAGCGGGGAAGUUCCUACUUGCUUUUCUCUCGCUCUCUGCAGAACUUGCUGCUCUGGAUUAACCAAAGCUGUGAAUGGCCCUCUGCCCAGCCUGCAGGCCCCAGCCGCUGGGGGCAGGCCCUGGGCGCAUGUCCCGGCACAGCUGGGUGUCCAGGUGUGAGGGCAAGGUGUGAACUCACUGUGGUUGAGAGCCGGGGAAGACCGAAGAGGAAGGAGCGGGGCUGCAGGUGGGUUGAAGACAAACCACUCCUGUGGCAUCUGCUUCUCCAAAAACUGGAAAGGAGAGGUGGUGAGUGGUGAGUUCAGAGGCAGGAUGUCUCCCAUCAUUGAGAGCACCCAGACCUUUCCUGACCCCUGUCUGUGGCCACUUCCCAGCCAGGCAGAGGAGUUCACGAUUUUCCAUCUGAGGCUCUCCUGCAAUCUGCCGAGCAUCAGCCCUCUUUAAAUCUGCAUCCUCUGUUUUAAAAGCAGAAGAGGUGGUGAAGUCACCCCCCGGCACGGGGAGCCUGUGCCACUUCGCAUGAGACUGUGAAGGAAGAAGCCAAGGGAGAUGUCUUCCUGUCCCUGCGACCUCGCCGGACCAUGCAAUGCUGUGGUCCAAGUCGGCAGGAUGGGGCCACUGGCCGUCCCAGGUGUGGGGGCUGGGUCCUGUCGAUACACUGGUCCCCUUCCUGCUUCUUCCUCCCUUCUGCCCCUCAGCUCCCUUCCCUCUUCCAAGGACUGAACUGGUGGCUGGGCUUGUGUGCCCUCCAGGCGAGACAGCGUUAGCCGCUGCCGAGUCACGGGGCGCGCGCGCAUCUGUAGCAGCUCAUCCUCAUUGAAUUGUUUCAUUACCGUGCAAAGUGGAAUAAUGUCACUCACCUCUACUAUAAACAAGGCUGUGAGAACAUAAUAAACCGAACCCGAACACGC